AUGAAUUAACCAGGAGCUUUUGAAGCCGACCGAUAAUGUUUGCAGGCGCCACCAUGUGUGUCCACUCUGAGGAUGCAAUGGAGCUGUGCGCUGAAUACGGCCUCUAUUUGAAACCAGUGGCCAAAAUCCUGAUUUCAAUUGCGAUGCCUUCACAUGCAGCUCAUUCAGCCAAGGUUCUUUCAAAUUGGGAGGUGAUGGAAAAAAUUCGGAAACUGGCUGACCCUGUUCAACUAGUGCAUCUGAAAGUUGUGAAAAGUACGAAUGAAUUCAUGCGAUACGAAGGCGAAAUUGACAGCACUUCAGAUCUGAAGAAACUAAUCGAGCUACUCGAUGGGAAGAUUAUUAAACUAGGAGGGUAUUUGGAAUCUUUCAAACUCAGAGCUAAAGAGAGCAAAAUUGAGGUGCUAAAUGAAAGCAACUGGAAUACUUUUUUCGAAGGAUGGCCCGAAAGUGACGAAACACAGCCAGGUUUGAGACCUGACACUAUUUAUCUAGAAUCUUUACCCUGUCGUUGGUUUGCUACCAAAUCACAAGAUACCCAAAAUGGCAAUAACGAUAACGUUGAGAAAGAGAAAAUGAAGACGGCAAUAAAUAUCGAAGAAGUGACUAAAUCGAACGUGGUGAUGCCAGAUGUUGAAGUUGUCCAGACAGUGUUUUCGAGAUUCGGUCCGAUCAGAGUCAUCGACAUUCCCAUGCUGGAUCCAUACAGGACGGACGAUGACAGAAGAGGCAUUGGGACAUUCAGUGCAUUUGGACCAGGCACUUCGGGCAUUACUUUCAGCGCCUUCAUCCAAUACGAGGACUACUCCUCAUUCGCAACUGCAAUGGAGGCACUAGGGAGACACAAGUUGAUGUACAAGCCCAAGUAUGGCAGUGGGGCCAGCUCGACUGCCAACAGAAGCUACGUGGCAAACAUCAAAGUCCACUUCGAUCGUAGUGGUCACCUGAGUGAGAAGCAGAUAAUGAGGCGGAAGAUAGAGUGUAUGCGAAUGAGACAGGCGGAGAAGGAGAGGGAGGAGCAGAAGAGGAGGGAGAGGGAGGAGAAGGAGGCCAAGGAGAAGGCACUCCAGCUAGAUUCCCUGUUAAAACCCAGAACCAUUCUGCUUAGAGCGGCAGAGACUGCAGCACAUGCUGAAAAACAGAGACUGAAGUCGGAGAGGAAGCUACUCCGAGCGGAGUUGAAGGAGAAGGACAAGAAGGAGAAAUUGCUGUUGGAGAUUGAGAAGAAGAACCAGUCUUUGCAGCGACUGGCCAGUGAGCAGGCCAAGUUCGACUACGAACAGAAGGCGAAUGCGAGAAGAAAAGAAGCCAUGAAUCUGUUGCAUUGUCUCAUAUUCAGGAUAAAGGACCUGAAGAGUCAGGAGAUAGUGGAGCGGAGACUGGCAGAGUUGGAGGCAGUGAGAGUUGCAGAGGUGAAGAAGCAGAAGGAGUUGAUAGACAGACUGCAACAACAGCAGACUGCCGAGAGGGAACGACACCAACUGCUACUCCAGCAGCACGAGAACAACCUCAGACAGAAGUUACUGGAAAAGAUGUCUGGAAAAGACAGCAGCGGGAACCUCUCCUCUCCCGAGAAAGACGACACUAAAUGGAAACCGGUAGCCUCAUCAUCAACCACUGUUUAUUCUAGCACCAAACGUCGAAACAGCUCCUCCGAAAGCAACAUUGACGAGCUCAAAUUAGAAGCUACUAGCGAAGUUGCAAAUACAAUAUUCUCUUCAAUGCAAAGAGACGUAGAGCAAAAAUCGCUGUCAUUUGAGAAAAAUAAACAUCGAAGAAAAUCUUCCCGCAGUAAAUCGAAAAGUGGACGCAAAAGGUCAUAUCACAGUCCAGGUAGCAAUAGGAAAGGGAAAAGGUCAAGAAGCAGAGGCAGGAAAAAGCCAAACAGAGAAAAAGGAAAGCGGAGAAAGUCUUCGUCUUCAAGCUCGGCAAGCAACUGAACAAUGUUUUAAAAUGAACUUGAAAACUUAAUAUCACGUAAACUGUUGUUUCUGUUAGUAUUCCUUAGCUUAGAUAAAGUUAUCGUUCCCUAA
Molecule: messenger RNA, 2033 nt
Organism: Symsagittifera roscoffensis
Lineage: Eukaryota; Metazoa; Xenacoelomorpha; Acoela; Convolutidae
Product: A-kinase anchor protein 17A-like
Exons: 8
Coding region: 36-1940 (634 amino acids)
Source: RefSeq, a predicted model, not a curated record